UACGUCAUUACGUAGCCGGCGGGAGUUGUGACGCACGGCUUCCUUGUUUUUAAUUCGGCGCGGGAGUUCCAUCGGAGGAAGUCUGGUUGGUUAAAAUGCCCUGUGAAAGGAAGCCGAUGCGCUACGGCCACUCGGAGGGACACACCGAGGUCUGCUUCGAUGACACCGGGAGGUAUAUCGUAACGUGUGGAAAUGACGGCGAUGUUCGGAUUUGGGAAAGCCUGGAUGAUGACGAUCCAAAGUUCAUCACUGUAGGGGAAAAGGCUUACUCCCUCGCACUCAAGAAAGGCAAGUUGGUGACGGCGAGCUCCAGCAACACGGUGCAGAUCCACACGUUUCCCGACGGCGACCCGGAUGGCAUCCUGACGCGGUUCACCACCAACGCCACUCACGUCACCUUCAACCACAGCGGCACCAGAGUCGCCGCCGGGUCCAGUGACUUCAUGGUGAAGGUGGUGGAGGUGUCAGACAGCAGCCAGCAGAAAACACUGCGGGGUCACGAAGCCCCUGUCCUCAGUGUGACCUUUGACCCUAAAGAUGAAUACCUGGCGUCUUCCAGCUGCGACGGCUCGGUCGUCGUGUGGAGCAUCGAGGAGCAGACUCAGGUGAUCAGCUGGCCGUUGCUGCAGAAAACCAACGACGUCAGCAACGCCACGUCUCUGUGCCGUUUGGCGUUCCAGCCUGCAGCCGGGAAGUUUUUAGCUGUUCCAGUAGAAACCAGAGUUCACCUGUACGAGCGCGGAUCCUGGGAUCACGUGGGCUCGCUGUCCGACGAGCUGCUCACUCAGCCGGUCAACGUGGCGUCCUGGUCCCCUUGCGGCCGCUUCCUUGCAGCCGGCGCCGUCGGAGGUUUGCUGACGAUCUGGGACGUGAACAGCCGGCUGGUGGUGGAACGGCAGAAGCAUGAGAAAGGAUUCACGGUGUGCAGCUUGGCCUGGCAUCCAUCCGGCAGCCAGAUCGCCUACACGGACACAGAGGGCUGCCUGGGCCUGCUGGACGGACUCGGCACCUCCGGUACCGGUACCGACUCCACCAAGGCUCCAGCUGCGAAACCUGCUAACGACUACGACGACCUGUUUGACGAGGAUGAUGACAGACUGAUGGAUGAAGGACUCAGUGACGCCAAUUCUCCAGUAAAGAAGGCGGCGGAGGAUGAGGACGAUGACGACUUCCUGAUCCCGUCCACGGGUCGAGUGAGGAACAGAGCCGCCAUCCUGAACGAUGAGAACUCGCUGGACACAGGAUCCCUAAAACUCGGUCAGGAUAAGUUUGGGGACGAUGAUGAUGACGACGCCGGCAGCUCUGUGGCCCCGGCGGCGGCGCAGCGCCCCGUCUACGACGGCCCGGUGCCGACCCCUCCCCAGAAGGCCUUUCAGCCCGGAUCCACGCCAGCUCACCUCACUCACCGCUUCAUGAUGUGGAACUCUGUGGGGAUAGUGCGAGGCUACAACGACGAGCAGGACAACGCCAUCGACGUGGAGUUUCACGACACCGCCGUCCACCACGCCAUGCACCUCACCAACUCCCUGGGUCACACCAUGGCCGACCUUUCCCAGGAGGCCGUGCUGCUGGCCUGCCCAAGCACCGACGACCUCGCCAGUAAGCUGCAGUGCCUCCACUUCUCCUGCUGGGACACCAGUAAGGAGUGGAUGGUGGACCUGCCGCAGGGCGAGGACGUGAAGGCGCUGUGUCUGGGUCAGGGCUGGGCGGCCGUCGCCACCAGCGCGCUGCUGCUGCGGCUGUUCUCGGUGGGCGGCGUCCAGAGGGAGAUCUUCAGCCUGCCGGGGCCGGUGGUGUGCCUGGCCGGCCACGGGGAGCAGCUGCUGGUGGUUUACCACCGAGCGACGGGUUUCGACGGAGAACAAGCUCUCGGCAUUCAGCUGCUGCAGUUUGGUCGCAGAAAGAGGCAGCUGAUGAACGGCGAACCGCUCCCCCUCUCCCCCAAGUCGUACCUCUCCUGGGCUGGGUUCACCGCCGAAGGCACGCCGUGCUACGUGGAUUCAAACGGGCUGGUGCGGAUGCUGAACCGCGCGCUGGGCAACACGUGGACGCCAGUUUGUAACACCAGAGAAACCUGCAAGAGCAAAUCGGAUCACUACUGGGUGGUUGGGGCCCACGAGAACCCCCAGCAGCUCAGGUGUAUCCCGUGCAAAGGCUCCCGGUAUCCUCCCACUCUGCCUCGGCCGGCUGUCGCCAUCCUGCCGUUUAAGCUGCCGCUGUGUCAAACCGGCACAGAAAAGGGACAAAUGGAGGAGCAGUACUGGCGAUCCGUCCUGUUCCAUAAUCACUACAGCUUCCUGUCCUCCAGCGGCUACGAAGUCGACGAGGCUGCGCAGACGCAGUCGGACAAGGAGCAGCAGGAGCUUCUCAUGAAGAUGUUUGCUUUGUCCUGUAAACUGGAGCGGGAGUUUCGCUGCGUGGAGCUGGCGGAGCUGAUGACCCAGAACGUGGUGACUCUGGCCAUCCGGUACGCGUCCCGAUCCAGACGGAUGAACCUGGCGCAGCGGCUCAGCGAGAUCGCGCUGGAGAAGUCGACCCAGCUUCAGGAAGAUGAGGAACCCGAAGACGAGCCGGAGUUCUCCCGCGACAGACGUUUUCGGCAGACUGAACCUUACAACACGAGGCAGAAUGAGGAGGAGGAGCAGGAGGAGGAUGAAGAAGAGCGAGUGGAGGAAGAGGACGGAAGGGAAAUGGAGACAGAGGAAACUAAAAGACGUUUGAAUCCUUUCGCUAAAGAGUCGGGUUUCCCUGCGAAGCCGUCGCUGACGCCAAUUGGCCGAGUUGGAAGAUCAAACCCCUUCAAGGUCGCUGAUUCUGGCAAGCCGACGUCUUCGUCCGGACAACCUCGAGCGUCAAACAUCCUGGACAACAUGAGGUCCAGCAGGAAGUUGGCGCCGCUCAGCGGGUCGGCAGGAAAACCCGGCAAAGGCCCCGUCCUCAAGCCACUGGCUCCCAGAGCCAAAGCCAAGGCUCAGUCAACUUUGCUGCAGAUCUCCAGCAACAAGACGGCCAAUAAGAAAACUGUGGAGGCCGCGGAGCCGGCCGCAGAUCUGCAGAAACAGCCUGACGCUGCAGCGCCACCUGCAGAAAACACAGAAAAUAAGAGGCCAAAAACAGGAUUCCAGCUGUGGCUGGAUGAGAACCGGAAAAUCAUAAUCGCCGAUAAUCCAGACCUGGAUGAGACGGACGUCAUCAAAGAGGCGAUGGGACGAUUCAGGACGCUGUCAGCAGACGAGAGACUGUCGUGGACAGAAAGAGCGAAAGGACAAAGUGGAGACGCUGCGGACCUGAAAAAAAGAAAGAGAGCAGAAAACGAAGCGGUGGAGAGCGAUGAAAGUAACGCCAGGAAGAAGUCGUCGUCCCUGGAUUCGUCCUCCAAGCUGUCUGCAUUCGCAUUCAGCAAAAACUGAAUGUUUUACCCAUGAAAAAUGUGGAAGAGCUUUUGAGACGAGUUAUCUGUUUCUGUGUUGGAUCAAACGAACCAGAUUGAAAGUUAUCUGGUUCUCUUUUAUAUUCAAUUUGUAAAAACCUUUCUGUAUUUUAGCAAUUAAAUAAAUAUUAAAAUUCA
Messenger RNA from Gambusia affinis (western mosquitofish), 3568 nucleotides. RefSeq names its product WD repeat and HMG-box DNA binding protein 1 (gene wdhd1). Gene Ontology annotation, cellular component: nuclear replication fork. Gene Ontology annotation, biological process: mitotic cell cycle; DNA repair; DNA-templated DNA replication. Bases 96 to 3410 code for a protein of 1104 amino acids. The transcript is spliced from 26 exons. The record is from RefSeq and is a predicted model, not a curated record. Lineage: Eukaryota; Metazoa; Chordata; Actinopteri; Cyprinodontiformes; Poeciliidae. Gene Ontology annotation, molecular function: protein binding; chromatin binding.